Messenger RNA from Microcebus murinus (gray mouse lemur), 3907 nucleotides. NCBI's taxonomy places the organism in Eukaryota, Metazoa, Chordata, Mammalia, Primates, Cheirogaleidae. The record is from RefSeq and is a predicted model, not a curated record.
UCUAUUCCAAGGUGACAGAGCCAGACUCUGUUUCAAUAAAUAAAUAAAAAUAGUCAAUUCUGCUUGGGAGAUUGAUGAGCAUUUGUCAAAGGAUGGAAUAUUAGAACUGGACUCCUAGAUAGAAAAAGGAGGAGGAUGGAGCUGGGUGUGAGAGUCCAGGUGAAAGGUAUAGUGUGACUUGGUUGCAGCCAUUCUUGGUCCAGAGACCUGCUGGUUGUCUUCAUUUCUGCUUUGUCUGUUCUAAGUGGUGUAACCAAAAGUAUUAAGGUAUAAUGCUGCUAUCAGCUAUAACACUGUACUGCACUUUGAGAAGAUAAUUUGAGUUAGGUUUUCAAUUCAAAAGGAAUAAUGAGUCACCUAAGAUAGAAAGUCAUUAGGGAGCUGUCUAGCUAUAUUUGGCUUUCCACCUCUUUGAGUAGACCUAAAUCCGCUCUGGAGGUCAUGUACGUCUCUUCGUCUUUCUUAAUGCUUUCCUUUCUAUCUUGGGACUUCUUGUAAAUAAGAAAAGCUGCUUUGUUUAGUGUAUUUUUGUUUUGGAGAGUUUUUCUCUCCCUCAAAAUUGAUUUAGUUGUGGCUAAGGGGAAACAACUGAAGAGGCAGCUAUCAUAGAGAUUGUAUUUCUGAAGAGGCUCAAACUCUAGGACGAAAAUUGUAGACAGAAGCCAUGUAGCUAAGAGUCUUUAUGUCCUUGAAUUUCAUGUUCAAGAACACUUAUCUUGAAAAAUGACUUGACUGGUCACAGGAAGAAGGUAGGAACAGAUAUAACGUUAAAACAUUUGAAGUGAUAUCUGGGAUAAAAGAAACAACAGCAGUCAAAAGUUGGUCCUUUAAAAGGUUCCCUCUAAAAUGCUGGCAACAUUAAAUAAAGAUGAUCACUUCUAAAAUUCCGGUUUUUAAUUUGACAAAUGGUUCCCAUAAAUCUGGCCACCAGUGCAUAGAGCAUUCAUGUACCUGGUGCUCUUACAAUUUCAUGUGUCAUGGAGCUCGUGGCUCUGUACCAUCUAAACAGGGUGUCUAACCCCUCCAGUAUGGAAAGUGAGCCAACACGGCCUGCAGGAACUCCACUAAUUGCCAUACUUCCCCACCUCUCACCAACUCCUCUGCUUCCUGUUCCUCUCUUCUUGGACCACAUUUCCAUGGUAAAAGAAUAAGAAUAGCUUUUCAAGUCCUGAAUAUAAAUUAUUCAUUUUGUCAGGAUUCAUUAUUCUAAAACUGAAGGUUUUUUUGCUGACUGUGAGGGGACUAUGUGUACCAGGGAGCCUGGCUGGGGAGAGCAUAUUGCUCUCUUAGAACGCAAGGGAGAGCUUUUGACGAAUCAUUACACAGUUACAAUUCUGUUUAUAAAUGGGAAGAAAGUGCUGUUUUGGGGGCUUUUGUAGUUUAUUGGGUUUAUUAGGGUAUACACUUCAUCAGAUGUAAAGUUGACACUGCCUCAGAAAUUCGAAAAGAAUUUAGUUCAUAAGAGUUCCCAGAGAACUGCAGUGGAGGUGAGGCAUACUGAUGCCAUGUUGUACCAGGUAAUAUUUUAUUUCCUUAUUUUAGUCAAUAAUCUGAUUUGUACACUGGUUAAAAGUUGCCAUUUUAAAAACAUUUAAGAGAUAGCUUCUUUUUAAUAGAGGGUUACGUCACCAUCUUUCUACUUGGGAAGUCGGUUUUAAUCAGGACUCACAAUCACAGGGUUUCCUGUGGCAUGAGAAAGGCUUGGCAUCCUGCUGCAGUGAGAUUUUAGUAUUGGAGUAACUCACAGUUGGCCCCUUCCCCUGCUGUCAAGCUCCCGCUGACCGUGGGUCCCGGUCAGGCCUGGCGUGAAGGCAGUGGAGUCCCACGUCUCCCGUCCCUGGGAAGCGGCGCCGCGGCUGAGCGGAGACAGCGCACGCACCUGUUCUUCCCGGCAGGCUAUGGCUCAGAAGUCUUACCCUUGUUUUCCUCUCUAGUGAACAGAAGCAUUUUCAUUUGGCACACAUACUGAAAAUAGAAAAUGAAUUCUAGGGCUCUGGGAGUUGGCCUGUUAAACAUGUCAAAUGUUGAGAAUCCAUGUUUGUAAAACUAACUCCAGGAUUCACUUCCUAGUAAAAAAAAAAAAAAAAAAAGCCUUUCCCCCUCAGACUGAGCACCUGCUGAGAGCAUGCGCAGUAGCGGUCUGGGGGCGGGGCCUGCGCAGCCGCAGUGGACGGCAACAGAAGCGGCCAACGGUCACCAGCCAUUUUGGCCUCCGUCCGUUGUUGCCUGAAGCGUCUUCCCUUUCUCUUCCUCCGCCUCUUGAGUGAGUGGCCAUGAGCUGGGCUGUGGCAGUUCUGCGGGCCAGCCGGAGAGUGAGCUCUGCGGGAGCAAAUUUCCCAUGCCCAGGGAUGGCUGUGAGUCCCCAUGGCGCCGCGCGCGUCCCUCUGAGGGGCACCUGGCUCUGCACCCCCGCGGCCAACAUAGCGACCGUGAAGGGGGAACUGCUGAAGAGCUUCGCGGCGGAGGGCCCGGUUCGCAACAACAAGGUCUCCAUUAUAGGCACUGGGUCGGUUGGCAUGGCCUGUGCUAUCAGCAUCCUACUAAAAGGCUUGAGUGAUGAACUUGCCCUUGUAGAUCUUGAUGAAGGCAGAAUGAAGGGUGAGACGAUGGAUCUUCAACAUGGCAGCCCUUUCGUGAAAAUGCCAACUAUUGCUUGCAGCAAAGAUUACAGUGUCACGGCAUGCUCCAACCUAGUGAUUAUCACAGCAGGUGCACGCCAAGAAAAGGGAGAAACACGCCUCAAUUUAGUCCAGAGAAACGUGGCCAUCUUCAAAUCAAUGAUUUCCAGUAUUAUCCAGUACAGCCCCCACUGCAAGCUGAUUAUUGUUUCAAAUCCAGUGGAUAUCUUAACUUACGUAGCCUGGAAGUUGAGUACUUUUCCCAAAAACCGUGUUAUUGGAAGUGGCUGUAAUCUGGAUACUGCUCGUUUUCGUUUUUUGAUUGGGCAAAAGCUUGGUAUCCACUCUGAAAGCUGUCAUGGAUGGGUCCUUGGAGAGCAUGGAGACUCAAGUGUUCCUGUGUGGAGUGGAGUGAAUAUUGCUGGUGUCCCUUUGAAGAAUCUGAAUGCAGCCAUAGGAACUGAUAAAGACCCUGAGCAAUGGGGAAAUGUCCACAAAGAUGUGAUUGCCAGUGCCUAUGAGAUUAUUAAAAUGAAAGGUUAUACUAAUUGGGCCAUUGGCCUAUCUGUAGCUGAUUUAACAGAAAGUAUUUUGAAGAAUCUGAGGAGAACACAUCCAGUUUCCACCAUAAUUAAGGGCCUCUAUGGAGUAAAUGAAGAAGUAUUCCUUAGUGUUCCUUGUAUCCUGGGAGAGAAUGGUAUUACACACAUUAUAAAAAUAAAACUGACCCAUGAAGAGGAAGCCCGUCUAACGAAGAGCGCAAAAACACUUUGGGAAAUUCAGAAGGAGCUCAAACUUUAAACUGUCAUUCUAAAAUGAUUGAAGAAGAGAUAGUAGAUAUAGGAUUGUAUGUGUCAAACUACCAUUCUGAAAUUAUUAAAGAAGAGAUAGUAGAUAUAGAUAUAGGAUUAUAUAUGUCAAACUUUUGAAUAAACUUGAAUUCCUAAAAGAUGGAAAUGGGAGAGUGGGUAGAAUAACUUCACUGUUUAUUUAGCAUUCAGAUGCUGUAUGAUACUUACCUUUUUACAGUUCCCAAGUAACUGUAUGAAAGAAGGUGUUUAUGGUGCCUCUGAUGUGCCAGUAGUUGCCUUUUAUGUAGUUGCCUUUUGGUCCCCCACCCCCAAAAAAAGCAGGAUGUAGGUGUUUCUUAUGUUCUAGAAAUUUUGGUUCUUUUCAUUAGAUACAUGCUAAUUCUUUCACUCUGGCUGGCUUAUACCUAAGUUCAUUUAUAUGCUCUAAAAAAAGUUGUAACCUCUACAGUGUAAAAAUAAAAGUAUGUACACACAGAA